AUGUCUACUAAAGUGUCGCAGCCUGGCCAAGGUGUGUCUGCUGGACCUGCUGCGUUUGCAAAAAACUCAAGCCAAACGUCUCGGCCUGGUGGUUUUCGCUUGUCGACGCAGUUUGGCAAGUCGGCUUCGCAAGUCUCGCUGAGUCCUGAAAUGAGCAGAGGGCGCAACUUUUCCACACCGGCUACUGCACGAGGCCGGGCUCGACAAGGUCGCAGUGCUUCCACGGCCAAUGUCAGCUCGAGUAUGACACCGACGCCGGGUCAGCGCCGUCGCCGCUUCAACGAUACCCGUGAGAUCGACGUUCUGAUUAGCGAGAUAUCAGCGCAUUCACGUGCCGCUCAGCGCAGCAACCCAGCGAGCCCGUAUGGGGCUGGCGCUAUGUCGCCCAUGUUAUUUUCGCCAUCGACGGACUCGCUUGCUUACGGUGCAGGGAUCGGUAGUGGACCGCAGUCACCAUACAUCCCGGGCUCUCCAACCAACAUGAGUCAAUCCAGUCUUUUGCGUGGACGUCCAAGGAUGGGACGGCCUGGCGCUCUGAGCUCAUUGUCUCAGCUAGAUGUUACAGGCAUUUCACAGAGUGAGUCGGGCCUUUGCCGUGUUGCUAUUCCAGAGGGUAUGGGCGUUGGUGUGACAGACAGCCCUUACCCCGCAUUCCUUCGUAAUGACUCGGAUCCCAUGUCGGAGGGCAAUGGUCUUCGUGGUCCUGCAAUGACUAGUAGCUCAGACAUGCUUCAAGACCCAGACAUGCUCUCCAUCGGACGUCCACAGCCAUUCAAGUCGGUGAAUUCGGGCGUAAGUUCUGGAAGUCCGAAGCAGCCAGAAUUUUCUCAAGAUGGUGGUCAUGCCUGGGGCGGCAUCAAUUCUGCUCCUCGUAUCACCCGUGAUCCAGCGUCUGUUGGCGGUGCAACUGGCUCUCCGGCCACAUCGACUGUGCCGAACAUGACGAUACGACCUACAGUUGCGCCAGCAACACCUACGGAGCCAACCAAGCCCGAUACUCCCACUGGCCAACGUCCUACUCAGACGCAGCCCAAGCCUUCAGCCCCUAGCUCAAGUACUAGCGCGACUCCAGUGACGACUACACCAACUAAGCAAGCGACAGCGUCUUCAUCAAUGCUAAAUCAUCGACGCUCGAUCGGUACACCGACUCUUACACCCCGCCGACUCUUUUCACGUCGCCACGCAUCGCAGCCUACACCGAAAGAAUCCAUUGAUAAGAUACCUCGGUCCGAGCAGAAUGAUCAAAAGCGGAGGGGGCUGUUUGGCAGCUUUUUCAAGAAGUUCAAGACGCCAUCUAAGUCGAAACCAACCUCGCAUGCGGCAAGCACAGGUCCGGCAACAGGUCCUGUAAAGAAGCCGCAAGCGCUCUCUCCCUCAAAUGCGGUGAAGAAUUCGACUGGACCUGCUGGCAAGAGAGACGCACAAACUCCCUCGUCAGUGAAUAAUUCUACUGCGGCUCCAAUGGUGCCAGCACCUGCUGGGCCUGCUAAGCCCACAUCAUCAGUGCCUGCUGAUAAUGUUGGAGGGAAUCAUGCGACUGGAUCUGUUUCGGAUACGGUACAGUCCAAGUCGCCGCCAGCGUCGCCACCGCCAUCGUCGACACCACCCGUACAGGAGUUUAUCACGACGACGCCGGCAACAGCAACAUUACCUUCAACUGAAGCACAAAAGUCAUCGCCUUCAUCUUCGGCCAUGACUGUCGGACCACAGGUUUCCCAAGUUGAUGCCAACCAUGUGCCAGAACCAGCGGCUGAGAACUCGACGGAGCUACGAAGCCGAUCUCAACACAACGAAGUUCCCGCACCCUCGGUCGGUGCACAUGCGGAUGCUGAUGGCUUCCUGAAUACUACGCGCCCGAUGUCACCAUUCAAUGUACCUCCAUCCGUUUUGUCGUCGCUCAAUUUGAGCGCAGAACAUCCUGCUCCCCAGGGUGAGUCGUCGAGGACGCCUACACCUAAGCUUCAUAAGCCCGGCACGCCUGAGCCCAGUGCUCAGCCGCCAGUUCCUCUAUCGAGCAGCGCAGCCUAUGUACCGGGCUCUUCGACGCCAGUGGCGGCUAGGCCCGUGUCACAAAGCUAUGAAACGUGGAUCCCAUCAUCACAGUCCGUGGCCUCGUCUCUGUACCAGCCAUACACUGAAAGUGCAUUGCCUUACAUUCAAUCCACGAACGAUACUGCUCCUCCCGUUGCCACUCACUUAUCGACGUCCAGGGCCGAGGGCACGUCACCUGUGGCUGUACCACCUAUUACGUUGGGUAGCACCUCUGAGGACGAUGCGUCAGACGCGCGCCCGUUGUUAGGCUACGCAGGAACAUCUGCUUCGCAUGCGUACGGAUCUAACAAGGAUGCACAUGCACCGGUAUCAUCAACAUUUUCUCCAACACCUGCACCAGCUCCUCUGACGGCAGAGCACCCAUCGUCGCCUGUAUCACCUGAGCUGAAGCCACAGGCUGCGAUGCAUGAGGCAUACCAUCUUAGACCUACUAGUCCUGAGUCUAAUUCGCGCAAUCCUACUGCUUCGAGGUAUUCGGUGCUGCAGCCUGCGGCUUCAAGUCGACCGACGAGUCCUUUGUUAUACGAGUCUAACGCUCCUGGUCAAGGAACGUCCGCGCAUGGCUCUGACUUCUCGCAUGCGGCUCCUUCGUUUACUUCGCCAAGUAUUUCGACGCUCGACGCCCAACGCCCUGUCGUUACAUCUCAAGCACAGCGUGCUCAAUCACCAGAGAUGGCCCCUGUGUCACACACGUCGGGACUGCCUUCAUACCUCUUCGCGUCGACAGAACAGUCAGUCAUGCCGUCAGCGACAUCUGCAUCUUAUUUGACGAGUGAACCAGCUCCUCCCACGACCCAAAUCUACGCAGCUCCUUCAUCGCAAUCUUAUGCGUCAUCGUACUCACCUUUCAGAGGCUCGAACGAAUCGCCUGUUUAUACCACAACGGUGCCUUCGACAUCGGUGUCAGCUUCUAAGAAUUCACCAUUUGAGCCUCUGGAUAAGCCGUCAUCUCAUGCAUCAUCCUCUUACAUGCCGACUUCAUCCUCGCAUAUGUGGCGAUCGAGUGACGAAGUUCUGCGGUCUGUUAUUCAUUAUGAUUCUGUCGACGAUGACAAGGAAGAUAGCUCAGGUGCUGCAUCACGGCCCGUCUCACCAGGCCAUAACCUAUGGCGCACAUCAUUUGGCUCGAAUGGAAAUGCUACAUUCGAUUACGAUCCACGCACAAGUCCUAUCGUGUCGCCACGUCGCGAGCCGGUUGAGUCCAUGACACCCAAGUCUCUUUCUGGAAAUGAUUCAUUUAGCGCCGCUGCGAUGUACUCGUGGCAGACGACGCCACCAACCACGGUGCAUCACUUAACGUCCGACACGCCUUCGUCGUUGUACCGGGCACCCGCGCCUGCCUUGCCAUCAGAGACUCCGACUAAACCGGUGGUCACCCCGAACCAUCAUCUGCAAAAGCAACAAUCUCGUGUAAUGUCGCAGCGGCCUUUGCGUCCUCAAGAAUCAAAGGAAGGCUUGCGGACGUCUGAGUCCAGUGAAAACGAAGGUUCUCGAGGCUUGCAGCUUUCUCCGUCUAUGCAAGAUCUUGUUAAGCUUUCUCUUAUGGACUCAUCCACUCUGAAUGCGGAUGUGGAUGUUUUAGGUUGA
Molecule: messenger RNA, 3639 nt
Organism: Malassezia globosa CBS 7966
Lineage: Eukaryota; Fungi; Basidiomycota; Malasseziomycetes; Malasseziales; Malasseziaceae
Exons: 1
Coding region: 1-3639 (1212 amino acids)
Source: RefSeq, a predicted model, not a curated record